Messenger RNA from Orbilia oligospora ATCC 24927, 2172 nucleotides. RefSeq lists its product as uncharacterized. Bases 1 to 2172 code for a protein of 723 amino acids. The transcript is spliced from 4 exons. NCBI's taxonomy places the organism in Eukaryota, Fungi, Ascomycota, Orbiliomycetes, Orbiliales, Orbiliaceae. The record is from RefSeq and is a predicted model, not a curated record.
AUGGCUGCAGCUUUUCCUUCCAGACCCGGAUUCGUCCCAGGUGCCGGAAUGGCUCCCUCCAAUCCUAUGCCCAACGGGCCAGUCCCGGUUGUCUUGCCACCAAAUAUCGUCCAUGUCCCGAAAUCCAACAUCCGUAUCCUAUGCGUCGCCGACGUUAGAGGUGAUCUACUGUCAUUGAACGAACUGGCCAAGAAGACCAAUGCCGACUACAUUCUUCACACUGGUGAUUUCGGAUUCUACGAUAACUCAUCGAUACACAGAAUCGCUGAAAAAACCCUCCGUCAUGUUGCUCAGUACUCGCCCCUCCUCUCCGAAGGCACUAAAAAGUUCAUCCAGAACAAUCCCAGCGGCCAGCCGAUCAAGAGUCGGCUCGCUGAUGAGCAGCUCUCACAGCUACCCAAGUUUCUGGACAGAACACACGCGUUUGACGUUCCUGUUUACACAGUUUGGGGAGCGUGUGAAGACGUUGCCGUCCUGGAGAAAUUCAGGUCCGGCGAAUAUAAGAUAGACAAGCUGCACAUUAUCGACGAGGCCUCUUCACGGUUGCUAGAUGUUGGUGGUGUCAAGCUGCGGCUUCUUGGCCUAGGCGGAGCCGUUGUCAUGCACAAGCUGUUUGACAAUGGUGAAGGCAAGACAACUAUCGCUGGUGGUCAAGGCACCAUGUGGACCACCCUUUUGCAGAUGGGCGAACUUCUCGAUACUGCAAACCGGGUGUAUGACGCUAGCGAGACUCGUCUUUUCCUUACACACUCCUCACCAGCUCGCGAGGGUCUUCUCAAUGCUCUUUCCGUGGCUAUCAAAGCGGACUUCUCCAUCUCUGCUGGCCUACAUUUCCGAUACGGAAGCUCCUAUAAUGAGUUCAGCGUCAACCCCACCCUGGAUCAUUACCGAGGUAAAUUGGCUGCUUCGAAGGCAUCUUUCAAUGAUGUUUGGGAAACUGUUAAGGGUGAAGUCAUGAAUACUGUUGCUCAGAAUUCUGCCCAAAAGCAGCUUCUCGAUAACGCCCUUAAUAUAAUCGACAAGAUGCCUAGCACAGCAACUGGCCCAAAUCCAUUCGGCGGCUCGGCACCCGGAAGCAAGGGCGAAGUUGAUGAGAGUGCCUUUAAGAACAUGUGGAACUUUAAUCUGGCUGAUGCUUCGUUCGGUCAUCUUAUUCUUGAUAUCGAAAAUGGUCGAAUCGGUACAGAAAUGAGAGCCCAGGGUUUCAAUUUCGCUCAUAGAACUGGGAAAUCAACUGCUGCAACAGCCGCCGCCGCCAAUGCUGCAGCGGCCCCUACAGGCCCUUCUGGUGUCGAGGCUCCUGUCCAACCCACCAACCAACCCACAGCACCGACUCAACCCGCAACCGCCCCUACCCCGCAAACCACCGCGCCACAAACGAAUGCGCCUGCACGAGCCCCAUCUGCUCCUCGCCGUGACGAACCUGUUAAACCUGCGACACCAAUCAAUGUGCCACCACGUACUCGUUCUGCCACCCCAUCGAAACCCGUCGCCGUUGAAGCUUCAGCAGCGCCAACUAAAGUUGAAGAACCAGCGAAUGGUGCUUCCGUUUCAGAGGCUACUGAUGCAGGUCCAAAGGAAGAGUUAGCUGAGCCAAAACUAACAUCUCCAACUCCACCCCCACAAGUUGAAGGCCCUAGUGGUGGCUUGAGAAUUGGUCUUUAUGUCACCAACAUCACUGGAAGCGAUAAGGUCAAAGAACUGUUCCCUGAGUCUGACCGUGAACUCAUCGACCGAGUUGAAGAGAAGCAUCCCAGGAACGGUAGACCCGUCUACUACUAUGUCUUCUUUAGGAAUCAAGGAGAUUGGAAACCAGUCUUAGAAAGGUUGCCCAAAGAUCUUACUACAAAGGGUGACCGCAAUCGUCCCUUCGUAAAGGAAAUCGAUGAUCCUAAUCAGGGACCCGGUGGAGCAGGUCCAUGGCGCCGUGGUGGUGGCGGUAUGGGCCGUGGCAGAGGAGACAAUCCCAGGUCGAGCGCUUCUGAGAGUGAAGGACCGCCUGGAGGUGGCCGCACUGGUGGUAGAGGUUUUGUGGGCGGCCCUGGUGGACGUCCUCCACGUGGUGACCGAAACCAACCCUUUGAAGGUCGAGGAGGCGGGCGUGGAAAUCGCGGAGGGAAUAGAAGACGUGAUGGACAACCAGAUCUUCCAUCCUCUUCAACACCAGCCUAA